Molecule: messenger RNA, 291 nt
Organism: Iphiclides podalirius (scarce swallowtail)
Lineage: Eukaryota; Metazoa; Arthropoda; Insecta; Lepidoptera; Papilionidae
Source: the annotation of a GenBank genome assembly
AUGCCCUCAGACGUGGCACCGAGCUCGAAAAGGUCGCAAUUAUCGGUGUCCAGGCGGGCAGGCCGCGAAAGCUCGCUUUGUGCUCGCCGCGAGUCGCCGUCGCGGCUUUUUGCGGUCGAAUGGGCCUUCUUGCUGGCAUGGUGCCCCGCGAGAGCGAUGGCUUUUUGCCCGGCGGAAUUCCGGGCCGGUGCACCGCGAAGCGCUUGUUCCGGCGAAACGGUAUCGCGCUUCGGCCACCUUUCGGGCCGCGGCUUAGGUAGGGCCGUGGCUUCGGUAGGGCCGCGGGUUCGG